Canariomyces notabilis is the source of this 1206-nucleotide messenger RNA. RefSeq names its product zf-DHHC-domain-containing protein. The transcript has 3 exons. Lineage: Eukaryota; Fungi; Ascomycota; Sordariomycetes; Sordariales; Chaetomiaceae. Gene Ontology annotation, molecular function: protein-cysteine S-palmitoyltransferase activity. Bases 1 to 1206 code for a protein of 401 amino acids. The record is from RefSeq and is a predicted model, not a curated record. Gene Ontology annotation, biological process: protein targeting to membrane; peptidyl-L-cysteine S-palmitoylation. Gene Ontology annotation, cellular component: Golgi apparatus; endoplasmic reticulum.
AUGGUAUCGGCUCGUCGCGCAGAUACACGAUGGGUGACGCGCCUGAUUCCCGUCUUCCUCGCUGGCUGCGUCGGCUUAGUUACCUAUGUAAUCGUCAAACGGAUAUGCCUGGACUACUUGUCAGCCAGCGAAAACAGGCCCGGGACUGCGAUUAGUCUCCUCGUCCUCUACUUGGUCUUCUUCGCUUUGAUGCUCCUGUGCUACUUUCGGACUUUCUUUGUCAUCCAAUUCAACCCGGGAGUAACUCCCCUUGGUCCGAAAGCAAUCGAGCAGGAGCGAAACGGAAAGGGGAAGAGACGCCGCGAGAGAGACCUCGAGGCCUCAGUCAGAUACGAGGCGCGGCCCGACGACAAUCCCGAUAGCCCCGGGCUUGAGGCCUUUUACAGCAAGGACGUGUUUGUGUGCGAUACGGAUGGUCGGCCGCGAUGGUGCAGCUCUUGCUGUAACUGGAAAAUCGACAGGGCACACCACUGCAGUGAGCUCGAAAGAUGCGUCAAGAAGAUGGACCACUACUGCCCGUGGGUGGGCGGUAUUGUUGCCGAGACAUCCUUCAAAUUCUUUGUUCAAUUCACAUUUUACGCGACUCUAUACUAUAUUGUCGUGAUUGUUACGGCCGUGAUAUACAUUGAAUCAAACGCCCGCAACGAGGCUAGCAUUGACGGGUUCGCCGUCGCCGUGCUAGCGAUUAGUGCUCUCUUCGGGCUAUUCACCUUCACCAUGACGGCAACCUCGGUGCGCUACAUCCUGGUCAAUUUCACGACUGUGGAUUAUGUAAAAUCGAAAACUCUCGUGCACCAGCUCGCUAUCCGCGUUCCUCGAGGCACCCCGUCAUGCCAGGACUAUCCGGUCAUUACCUACCCGCUGCCCAAGCCUGUGCCAGGGCAAGCAGCUGCGAGCGAGUCAUCCUGCUCCCGGGACCAGCUCGCGACGCGCAGUUUUGCCAUUGUCAAGACCGAGAUGGGCGAGAACCCCUGGGACCUGGGCUUUUACCGCAACUGGAUAUCGGUCAUGGGGGACAACAUCAUCGACUGGCUUCUUCCCUUUACCUUGUCCCCAUGCGUGUCUUAUGAGAGUAAUGAGAGUUUUUACGAGAUGGGGCCCCUUGUUCAGCGAUUACGGGCGAGGUUCCAUCUACCCGAAUUGUCGGACGAGCUCCAGAAAUCAGAAAUGGGCGAGCGGGAAGCAGAGGUCAUACACGGGGUUUAA